UCGUAAGAACAGGUGCUUUAACCCACAGGACGCUGGAAAAACAGAUUUAGGACGCGCUGUUUGGUCAGAUCGAGCAUCAGUCAGCGAUCGCUGCCUUGCACUUUUCCUGCUGGUCAACUUUGCUCUUUUUGUGAGAGUUUGAGGGCUUUCAGUGCUCCACAGCACCAACAACAGGCGCGGCGAAGGCGUGCAGAUCUGCCGAAGGAGCACAAUGCUGCUGGAGUCUUAGAGCGCCCCUGUUCAUCUGCAGCGAAGCAUAGGAAAAAAGAAACGGAGCAGGGUGAGAGCGAGCAUCCUGUACUCAGCCACAGACCAAGAGACGAGGGCUGGGCAGCGAAGCACAUCGCUGGACCUGUAAACAAUACGGGAUUACCUUGUUCACUGAAUAAUAGCACAUUGCAUCGUAAAAGAGACCUCGAAGCAAAAUGUCAUCUUUGGGUAAAGAUAACAGUGGAGCUCAACACGCCAAUUACGUGGGACCGUACCGCUUAGAAAAGACACUCGGCAAGGGACAGACAGGUCUGGUGAAGCUAGGAGUCCACUGUGUCACAUGUCAGAAAGUUGCAGUGAAGAUUGUCAACCGGGAGAAGCUCAGUGAGUCUGUUCUAAUGAAGGUGGAGCGUGAGAUAGCUAUUCUGAAGCUCAUUGAACACCCACAUGUGUUAAAACUGCAUGAUGUCUAUGAAAAUAAGAAAUAUUUGUAUUUGGUCCUGGAGCACGUGUCAGGGGGGGAGCUGUUUGACUACCUGGUAAAGAAGGGCAGGUUAACACCCAAGGAAGCCAGGAAGUUCUUUCGGCAGAUCAUGUCGGCGUUGGACUUCUGUCACAGUCACUCCAUAUGCCACAGGGACCUGAAGCCAGAGAACCUGCUUCUCGACGAGAAGAACAACAUCCGUAUAGCAGACUUCGGCAUGGCCUCCCUGCAGGUCGGGGACAGUCUCUUGGAAACCAGCUGUGGGUCGCCUCACUACGCCUGCCCGGAGGUCAUCAGGGGAGAAAAAUAUGAUGGCCGGAAAGCCGAUGUGUGGAGCUGCGGGGUCAUCCUCUUCGCCCUCUUAGUGGGUGCCCUCCCGUUCGAUGAUGAUAACUUGAGGAACUUACUUGAAAAGGUGAAGCUGGGUGUAUUCCACAUGCCACACUUCAUCCCACCAGACUGCCAGAACCUUCUUCGGGGCAUGAUCGAGGUGGACGCCACCAAGCGGCUAACGUUGGAACAAAUACAGAAGCACACAUGGUACAUAGGGGGCAAGAAUGAGCCUGAGCCAGAGCAGCCUGUCCCGAGGAAGGUGACAAUCCGCACGCUACCCUCUGCUGAAGACAUUGACCCUGAUGUGCUGGACAGCAUGCACUCGCUGGGCUGCUUCCGUGACAAGAACAAACUGCUGAAGGACCUGCUGGCAGAGGAUGACAACCAGGAGAAGAUGAUUUACUUCCUUCUCUUGGAUCGCAAGGAAAGAUAUCCCAGCCAUGAAGACCAAAACCUCCCACCUCGCAGUGAUAUAGACCCCCCCAAGAAGCGUGUGGACUCACCCAUGCUGAACAGGCAUGGCAAAAGGAGGCCAGAGCGGAAGUCGAUGGAGGUGCUGAGUGUGACAGACGGGGGCUCCCCGGUGCCAGUGCGCCGGGCCAUUGACAUGGCUCAGCACGGCCAGAGGUCGCGGUCCAUCAGCGGCGCUUCCUCCGGCCUCUCCACCAGCCCCCUCAGCAGCCCCCGGCCUGUUAGGAGAUUUUUUAUCCCGCCCCGCUCGCCCAACCUCUCCCAGCCAGCCAACUGCAGCCCUGCACAUUCCCCACACACCCUAAGGGCAGGCGCACAUACCCCCAGCUCCUUUCAGCCAAUCAUGGGCCCCCUUCUGGCCAACCCCAAAACCCAGACUUUACCAGCCAAGCCCAAAGUGACCGAGAAACCCCUGCAGUCAACCCGGUCCAACCCGCUGCCCAAUGCUGGGCCUGACCCUCCCCCACCCAAAUCCGAGCCUUCUACCCCAUGUCAGCAGUUCUCCCCUGUGGUCCCCAAUAGCCCCCAGGUUCGCCGCCCCCCCCUCACCUCCCAGCUCUCCGUCCCCUACACACCCGUGCCGCCCAUGUCCCCAAUCCGGCUCCACCACUUCCACCCCAUGGUCAGCACUGACCACAGCGUCAAAUCUAUCCCCAUCGUGCAGGUGACCCCCCACCCUUCCCCCAGGGGGAGCCCCCUCCCCACCCCCAAAGGAACACCAGUGCAUACCCCCAAGGAGAGCCCAUCUGGUACCCCCAGUCCCACGCCGCCCCCCAGCCCCUCCAUUGGGGGAAUGCCCUGGAGGGCACGCCUUAACUCCAUCAAGAACAGCUUCCUGGGAUCGCCACGGUUCCACCGCAGAAAACUCCAAGUUCCUACUCAAGAGGAGAUGUCCAGCCUUACUCCAGAGUCUUCCCCUGAACUUGCCAAAAGAUCGUGGUUUGGGAACUUUAUCAACUUGGAAAAGGAGGAGCAGAUCUUUGUGGUCAUCAAGGACAAGCCCUUGAGUUCCAUCAAAGCUGACAUUGUACAUGCCUUCCUUUCAAUCCCCAGCCUUAGCCACAGCGUGAUCUCACAGACGAGUUUCCGGGCCGAGUACAAGUCCACGACCGGGCCAGCAGUGUUCCAGAAGCCUGUCAAGUUCCAGGUAGACAUCACCUACACUGAGAGCAGUGCUGCACAGAAGGAGAACGGCAUCUACUCAGUCACCUUCACGCUGCUUUCAGGACCCAGCCGGCGUUUCAAGAGGGUUGUCGAGACAAUUCAGGCGCAGUUAUUAAGCACACAUGACCAGCCCGGGGUUCAGCAACUGUCUGGCAGCCCAUUGAGUAACUUCUUUGACGUAAUUAAACAACUUUUUUCAGACGAGAAGAACGGCCAGGUGGCCCACCCGCCUGGCACGCCCAGCAAGCACUCCUCAAACAACACGAGACAUGACCCCGAGGCUAAUGACUAUGGCUCUAGAGGGGACCCUAAGUGCUCAGCAGUCAAAGACAAGGCAAAGAUGGUGACAUCUAUUGGGACACCAGAGCAGCCUUAAAACAAAAAAAAAAAAAAACAAUGUAGCAGAAACUAGAUUUAGGCCAUAAAAUCCGUAGAAAUACAGUAGCAAGUGCGUAAAUAGUCCGAGUCUAGCAAAUUGUAAAUAUCAGCCUUCUUUGGAUAUUGUCUAUAGACAAACUUUUGUAUUAUUGAAUUGCUGUACAUAAAUACAUAAAUGAAUCAAAUAUUUUGAGAAUAACCUGUUGAUGCUCUCACUCCGUACCUUAUACCUCCCCGCAUUCCUCCCACCCCUUGCCCCUCCCCCCCCGGUAAGAAAGCUCCUUUUCGCCCGAGGCACUCUGUCUACUUGACCUGUGAGUCUGUCUCUUCUUCUGCUAACAUUUGUGAUAACUGAAUUUGUUUCUACCAGGAAUUAUCCAGAAAACUUGUUAAAGCUCAGUUCCUGCUCCUCGCCAAGUAUGGUGUGAGAUGGAUGCUAGCUGGCGGAGGCGCUAUUGUCAGCAAGUGGUCGAGUUCCUGAGGAAAUGGACCACUUAUCAUUCUGAUGCAUAAACUCCAAACUGCAUAUGGCCCCGACAAUGCUGUCUGGGGACCCACCCUCCCAUCUCCGCUUACCCCAUGUGAAGGAUGAAUUUUAAACUGAGCCUCUCAGCCACGUUCCUCCUCAUUUCCAUAAUGUCUCCAUCACACAAGCGAACUCUGACACAUCCAGAGACUCUGGGAUGCUGUAUAAUAACAAGGAAUGAGCUGAUUAAAAGCGCAAAGAAAAACAUGCAUAAAAUAAGACAAUGAGAACUGCAGAAGUUUGUCGAUGGUGAACUUGGACGCUUGCUGAAUUACAUUGAUUUUUUCUUUUAAUAGACUGUGAAUGGGUUUGAAACCAUGCUGGACUAAAUAUGAUUGCUGCAAAUGGACUGAAAUCAUUAUUUCAGACGUUUUAAGGGUUUUGAUGUAUGGUGCUAGGAGAGGGAUUUUUUUGGGGGGAGGGACACACAAAUGAUCUAUUCUGUUGUACAGAUUGAAUCUGUUUCUUAUGUAAAAACGUCUAGCUGUACCAUUGUUUAUGUGUAAAGCCAGGAAAAAUUUCGUUGCCAUGUCUGCAUCCAGCAUCUCAUUGUGAAGAAAAUCAUUUUCAUUUUCUUUGUAAACUAUUUUGUCAGUGUUAUUUAUGGUGACUGGGCAAUUUGCAACUAAACUCAGAGAUUUUGUUCCCCCUUCCCUUAUUUAUGAUUUUUAUUCCAAUGUUGUCUCUUUAUUUAUUAUGAAUUCUAUGAAAAUUGUUUACAUUAUUUAUUUACAUGCUGUUACUUUUGUAUAACCAGGGAACAUCCACAGGCAUUUAUUUCCAAAUUUUAUGAAAAAACGGAUGUGUAGUGUAUGUUAAAAUAAAUAAUUUACAGGUAAAUUUAAACUGUAGACUAGCCUCAUUGCGAGGAGACCUUCUAUUGAUGUUUGUCAGUUUCAUACCAUUGUGUGUGUACAACAGAUGAAGAAAAAUGCUCUCAAUUUUUCUUGUAAAUAUUUCAAUUCUAGCAAUGGGCACAUGGAAACCCUGCUCACGGCUUUAAUCUUGUAUUACUGUGUGCAUGUUCAGCAUUGGUUUUCAUUGCAUGACACUGAUGUAAUUGUCCCAUAGAGUUUCUCUUUGCCUUAACCUCUUUUACCGUCCUGAUUCUUUUUACUGUUCUCCUCCUUUGUCGUUAUUUUCAUUUUUGUUUCUUUCGUGUUUCUCCCUGCCCUCCUUUAUUCUGAGCAUAUUUUACAAUGCUUCCUCUACACUGUACCUCUUAAUGGCUUGGGGAUUAUCGUCUGAACUAACCCAGGUGGCUGAUGCAGGAAAGGGAUUUUAAACUACAAGAAAUAAAGCAAUACCUAUUGAUAUCUUUUCUAUUUUGUACUUGGGAAGAAAAAAAAAACAUGCAGGAUAAGUACAACUUAAUAGUUGACACUGAGCAGGAAAUCAACUACAAAUGAACCCACACCCUGUACCAUAACUGUGAACGACUUCAGUACAAAUAAAUUCAUGCAGUUAUGAAGUGUCUUUUAUUAUUUUUUUUUAAUGUAUAUUUUCUGGUGUGCUAGUCUGAUGUAUUGCGCCAGUAUUUUCUUAAACAACAGAGGGUCAUGUCAUGCU
Brienomyrus brachyistius is the source of this 5135-nucleotide messenger RNA. RefSeq names its product BR serine/threonine kinase 2b (gene brsk2b). Gene Ontology annotation, molecular function: tau-protein kinase activity; ATP binding; protein serine/threonine kinase activity. Gene Ontology annotation, cellular component: cytoplasm. The coding region runs from base 426 to 3038 and encodes 870 amino acids. The record is from RefSeq and is a predicted model, not a curated record. The transcript has 19 exons. Lineage: Eukaryota; Metazoa; Chordata; Actinopteri; Osteoglossiformes; Mormyridae. Gene Ontology annotation, biological process: intracellular signal transduction; protein phosphorylation; microtubule cytoskeleton organization.